Molecule: messenger RNA, 3483 nt
Organism: Rhinopithecus roxellana (golden snub-nosed monkey)
Lineage: Eukaryota; Metazoa; Chordata; Mammalia; Primates; Cercopithecidae
Gene: GAS8
Product: growth arrest specific 8
Exons: 11
Coding region: 687-1874 (395 amino acids)
Biological process (GO): flagellated sperm motility
Cellular component (GO): microtubule; motile cilium; Golgi apparatus
Molecular function (GO): microtubule binding; small GTPase binding
Source: RefSeq, a predicted model, not a curated record
GCGCUGAAGGAUAGAAGUGAACGGUUCUCUCCUCAUGGAGCUUAGGUUCCAGCAAUAAGCAAAACGUGCUGCAGCGAAAGGCUUCUGGGCUUCUGGCGGCGGCGAGAUCUCCCCAACUUUCACAACCGGGUUCCUUCCUGACGCCCGUCUCUAGGGACGCACUCCCGCGGUUGGCAGGGCUGGGGCCCGGCGGAGUCUCGCGAGGAUCUGGUGACUUAUCGCGGUAGCGCCCAGCGGUUGCCGGGAAACGGCGUGGCUUCCGGGGGGCGGGCGCGUUGGUCCGGGAGUCGCGGCUGGGCCUGUCCGCUGGCGUCAUGGCACCCAAAAAGAAAGGGAAGAAAGGCAAAGCCAAAGGCACCCUGAUUGUGGAUGGGCUUGCUCCAGAGGACAUGAGCAAGGAGCAGCUGUUUAUUUUUAGGUGAAAUUGAGUCCUCCCUCUUUCUUCCUUGCCUUUCUUCGGCCACACGCCCCUUUGCCGUGCAUGGGCCCCUGCUCAGUGCCUCACCUGACCCACUGCACCUGGCCAGGUGGAGGAGCAUGUCAGCCGCAUCCGGGAGGAGCUGGACCGCGAGCGGGAGGAGCGAAACUACUUCCAGCUGGAGCGGGACAAGAUCCACACCUUCUGGGAGAUCACACGGAGGCAGCUGGAGGAGAAGAAGGCUGAACUGCGGAACAAAGACCGGGAGAUGGAAGAAGCUGAGGAGAGGCACCAGGUGGAGAUCAAGGUGUACAAGCAGAAAGUGAAGCACCUGCUGUAUGAGCACCAGAACAACCUGACUGAGAUGAAGGCUGAGGGCACCGUAGUCAUGAAGCUGGCACAGAAGGAGCACCGCACACAGGAGGGUGUGCUGCGCAAGGACAUGCGGGCACUGAAGGUGGAGCUCAAGGAGCAGGAGCUGGCCAAUGAGGUGGUGGUGAAGAACCUACGGCUGAAACACGCCGAGGAGACCACCAAGAUGCGGAACGAUUUUGAGAGGCAAGUUCGAGAAAUUGAGGCCAAGUAUGAUAAGAAGAUGAAGAUGCUGAGGGACGAGCUCGACCUGCGGAGAAAGACUGAGCUCCACGAAGUGGAGGAGAGGAAGAACAGCCAGAUCAACACGCUGAUGCAGCGCCACGAGGAGGCCUUCACCGACAUGAAGAAAUACUACAAUGACAUCACCCUCAACAACCUGGCCCUCAUCAGCUCCCUCAAGGAGCAGAUGGAGGACAUGCGGAAGAAGGAGGACCACCUGGAGAGGGAGAUGGCAGAGGUGUCUAUGCAGAACAAGCGCCUGGCAGACCCUCUCCAGAAGGCUCGGGAGGAGAUGAACGAGAUGCAGAAGCAGCUCGCCAACUACCAGAGGGACAAGCAGAUCCUGCUUUGCACAAAAGCCCGUUUGAAAGUCACGGAGAAAGAGCUGAAAGACCUGCAGUGGGAGCAUGAAGUGUUAGAGCAGCGGUUCACCAAGGUGCAGCAGGAGCGGGACGAGCUCUACCGGAAGUUCACUGCAGCCAUCCAGGAGGUGCAGCAGAAGACAGGCUUCAAGAACCUGGUGCUAGAGCGCAAGCUACAGGCUCUGAGUGCUGCUGUGGAGAAGAAGGAGGUGCAGUUCAAUGAGGUCCUGGCUGCCUCUAACCUGGACCCCGCAGCCCUGACGCUGGUGUCCCGCAAGCUUGAGGAUGUUCUGGAAUCGAAGAACAGCACCAUCAAGGACCUGCAGUAUGAGCUGGCCCGGGUCUGUAAGGCCCAUAACGACCUGCUGCACACGUACGAGGCAAAGCUGCUGGCCUUCGGGAUCCCUCUGGACAACGUGGGCUUCAAGCCCUUGGAAACAGCUGUGAUCGGGCAGACGCUGGGCCAGGGCCCCGCGGGACUGGUGGGCACCCCCACGUAGCUGCCCCAUUGGGGGGCCACAGCCCAGAGAGCCAGCCUAGGAACACUCUGGAUGGCAACCCCUUUCACACCAAGGACAGCAAGUUUUUUAGAUUUUAUCAUCAGCAAAUGAAAGCUUUUCACAUAUUCUUGCCAUCCUCAUUCCUGGCUCUGUGGAGGAGAACCACCUGCAGGACCCUCACCCAUGGUGUCCCUGUUGCUUCCUUCCCUGGGUGCAUGUCCGGGCUGUGUCCAGGCCUACUCCCUGGUCUCACCUCCGACCACAGGCAGCAGCACCUUCUCGGAGUGCCCCGCACUCACCUGGGGGCUGGGGCAGUGCUGCACUGUGCUGCCUGUCUUCAUGCCACUGUUGUCUCAUCAAAUGGACAGCUUUGCAGGUGCUGGCACUGAUUUUAUUGACACCUGAGUCACAGCCGCCCAGUGGGAUUCUCCAAGGGGCCAGGACUUUCCCAGGAACUGGUGACACCAGUGCUCCCCGAUGAGCAUGAAGCCCACUCUGUUGAGGGCUGGGUGGGUGCAGCCAGCGUGCGGGAAAGGGUAGACAGCCUCCUGCUGCCAGUCUUCGCUCUAGCUCCCUCGAUAGGUGGUGUAGGACCAGGGGCUCAGCAGCAGGGGCACGUGGAACUUCUGGGCAUUGCUGGUGAUGGUGAACACAACCUGAGACGGAGAGAGGGCCAGGAGAGAGUAUAAGGGGAUGGCAGCAAACCACCUAUCUGGCCCCAACACACCUGGGAGAAUUCAGUAGCCCAGACUGAGGGUCUGGGAUGGGGUGAACCCUCUGCACCAGAGGGACACUCCACAGAAGCUGCAGCCCAAUAAGUCAGGUGCUGCUGUGGCGGCUCCAGUGUGGGGUGAGGCAGUGAGGUCAGGCCCAGAGAACUGGAGUUGGCUCAGAUGAAAAGCUGUGUCAACAAAGAGGGGAUGAGUGGCCCAGCCUCCCCACAAAGCCUGACCCUGAGCAGGUCAGCGAUGGGUGUGUCCUCAUAGAGUCUAUUGCUGCCUGGACACCUUUCUUUUGGGAGCUCAAAGCAAGUGAGCUCAGCUACCUGCCACCGCCAGGACCAGUCUGGCCACUGUCUAAAUGAUGCCCGGCCAGCAGGACCUGGCCUGCAGAUCCCAGUGAGUCAUGGGCCUCAGGCCCUCCAUCCCACCGGGGCUCUCACCUCCACGUAUGGGUAGAAGCUUUCCUGCCCCCUCUUCCUCCAGUAGCCCUCAGUGUCGAAGGUGAGCUUGUAGGUGCCUGCCUUCAUCUGGUCCGGCAUCAGGAGUCCAGGGCAGCGGCCAUCUGGGUCUGUGUAGCUGGGGAGAGGAUGAGGCUGCAGAGAUGGGGAUGAGAAGCCCCCACCCCAGCUUUCCUGCGUCUGUACCCCAGUGGGCCUCAGACACUGCCCUGCCACCCGUCAGACUUGGGUGAGCAGACACAGUGGGGCUGUUAGGGCCUGCAGUUCCAGAGCAGUUCAGGGACACCACUGCCCUGUCUUUAGGAAAUCACAACACGCAGAAGCAAAAAGGGAAAAAGUCUCCCACAAUUUUUAUAGCUGGCAUGUAUUUUUCCAGAUUUUCUCUAUGCAUAUUUGUUUACAAACUUAUAAAGUGGAUUAUACUAUUUG